This is a messenger RNA of Haliotis rufescens (red abalone), 897 nucleotides long. RefSeq lists its product as uncharacterized. Lineage: Eukaryota; Metazoa; Mollusca; Gastropoda; Lepetellida; Haliotidae. The record is from RefSeq and is a predicted model, not a curated record. The transcript has 2 exons. Bases 1 to 897 code for a protein of 298 amino acids.
AUGUCGCGUCCAGAGAUCGAACCCCCGACCUGCGAUCCUCGCCACCAUUGCCGCCAUCCUCGCUGCCAUCCUCGCCGCCAUCCUCGCCGCCAUCAUCGCCGCCAUCAUCGCUGCCAUCAUCGCAGCAAACAUCAUCGGUUGCUGCAGGAGCCUCAGUUGCAGCAGGAGCAUCAGUUGCUACAGGAGCAUCAGUUGCAGCAGGAGGAGCAGCAGGAGGAGCAGCAGGAGGAGCAGCAGGAGCAUCAGUUGCUACAGAAGCAUCAGUUGCAGCAGGAGCAUCAGUUGCUACAGGAGCAUCAGUUGCAGCAGGAGGAGCAGCAGGAGGAGCAGCAGGAGGAGGAGCAGGAGGAGCAGCAGGAGGAGCAGCAGGAGCAUCAGUUGCUACAGGAGCAUCAGUUGCAGCAGGAGCAUCAGUUGCUACAGGAGCAUCAGUUGCAGCAGGAGGAGCAGCAGGAGGAGCAGCAGGAGGAGGAGCAGGAGGAGCAGCAGGAGGAGCAGCAGGAGCAUCAGUUGCUACAGGAGCAUCAGUUGCAGCAGGAGCAUCAGUUGCUACAGGAGCAUCAGUUGCAGCAGGAGGAGCAGCAGGAGGAGCAGCAGGAGGAGCAGCAGGAGGAGCAGCAGCAGGAGGAGCAGCAGGAGCAUCAGUUGCAGCAGGAGCAUCAGUUGCUACAGGAGCAUCAGUUGCAGCAGGAGGAGCAGCAGGAGGAGCAGCAGGAGGAGCAGGAGGAGCAGCAGGAGGAGCAGCAGGGGGAGCAGCAGGAGCAUCAGUUGCUAAGGGAGCAUCAGUUGCAGCAGGAGCAUCAGUUGCUACAGGAGCAUCAGUUGCAGCAGGAGGAGCAGCAGGAGGAGCAGCAGGAGGAGUGGCUGUGCCCGAGAAAUAAAUAUGUAAUGACAUAA